AUGUACAAGCUCCUCCUGGCUCUGGCCCUCGGGGUGCUCCUGUCUGAGAUGAGGCUGGAGAGUGAGGCCAGGACACCCCCAUACGGUGUUAAACUGUGUGGCAGGGAGUUCAUCCGCGCAGUCAUCUUCACUUGUGGAGGAUCUCGGUGGAGACGAGCAGAAGAUUAUGGUGCCCCCCCGAGAGGAGAUUCUGCAGAAGCUUUCAUUGCAACUUCCUCCUCCAGUGAAUGGGACUCAAUCCAUGCCCCCUCAAAGGAUCCAGCUGAUUAUUAUGGGAGCUGGAGGAGCCAGCAGAGCCACAAUCCCUCCGAAGAAAGCUGGGCUUUGGAUCGUGGCUCCCGUGAUGUUAUGGCAGGACUGAGCAAUGCCUGUUGCAAAUGGGGCUGUAGCAAGAGUGAAAUCAGCUCCCUGUGCUAAGUGAUAGUAUGUGUGGUUGGGGGCAUGCCAUGGGGGGAAAGAAAGCAUAUUGAAAUAGAUGUGAGCUUGAGCUGUAUUCCAUCAGAUGCUAAAAUCAUAACUGGCCCUGGCAUUCUUUAUUAAACAUCUGGUCCUUAUUAUUUCCAGAAUAAAUUCCCAACUCACUUCUCAGCAUCCUUUGGACUCACUCGCAGGGGUGUAGCUACGAUUGAACAGGGGGGGCCCCAAAUGUCCCUGGGUCCCUGAGUGGGCGGAGGACCAGUUGGGUGACAGCUUGCUCUUUGCUCCCCUCCUUGUGCUUCUCUGAAGAAGGUGUGGGGUGCAGAGGUCCAUCGUCACGUUUUGUCCCUGGGCUCACUCCAACCUGGCUAUAUCCCUGCUCACUCAUUAAGUGACCUACAUCGGUGAAAUGCCGUGUGGCAAUCUGUUCUUGUGAGGGGCUCCCUACAGUGGAUUUUAAAUACAUUGAUGCAAAUACAAUUACUGCUGGGAAUAUGGCAGAUAGAGGGGUCUCUCUCGCCUCCCAACCUCCUGCUCUGUCAGUCAUCACAGUACAUCCUUCCCACACAGCUGCAGUUGGUAGGUAAACCUAAGCUUGUUUUUCUGGUGCGAUUCCCACAGUGGAAUGGCCAACGUGCCUGCUGACACCCGGCCAUGGAGUCUUCCCAGAUGCUACAGAGUCUCUGGACUUGCAGUGCAGCAUGUCCCUUGAGGGUUUGCUUGUGUCCCACACAUGUUAUCUCAUGAAUGUGUAACUGAGUUUUGCUUUGAGAGGGAUAGCAUCCCGCAUGACAACUUUGGAGUUGUUGUUGUUGCUGCUGCUUCCC
Hemicordylus capensis (graceful crag lizard) is the source of this 1244-nucleotide messenger RNA. It is a transcript of the gene RLN3, whose product is annotated as relaxin 3. NCBI's taxonomy places the organism in Eukaryota, Metazoa, Chordata, Lepidosauria, Squamata, Cordylidae. Gene Ontology annotation, molecular function: hormone activity. The transcript has 2 exons. The coding region runs from base 1 to 417 and encodes 138 amino acids. The record is from RefSeq and is a predicted model, not a curated record. Gene Ontology annotation, cellular component: extracellular region.